This is a messenger RNA of Kazachstania africana CBS 2517, 618 nucleotides long. RefSeq names its product Far3p (gene FAR3). Lineage: Eukaryota; Fungi; Ascomycota; Saccharomycetes; Saccharomycetales; Saccharomycetaceae. Bases 1 to 618 code for a protein of 205 amino acids. The record is from RefSeq and is a predicted model, not a curated record. The transcript has a single exon.
AUGACUGAUUAUGGCGGAGACAACUUUGACUUUCUUCUUCAGCUGACUAAAGUGCUUACCUCUGAAUGUCGGUCUAGCAGGCAAGAAACAGAUAAAAUCGAACUACUUCUUAAAAGAGUUGCUAAGCAAGCCGGCAUAUCUUAUAGUGAGUUUAGUAAGCCUAUUACAGGGGAGACUCAGAACAAAUAUGACUCACUAUGCAAGCCAACCGAAAGAGAGACUCUUAUACAAGAGAAUUACCAGUUAUUAUAUCAGAUCGAACAGCAAGAAUAUAUCCAGAAGAAGAUUUGGCACCUAAUCAAUAAUAUUAAUGAACAUUUGAACUCAAUUAAAAGUUUUAUUGUUGAACAAAAAUUAAAUAGGGCAUUGGAUUUAGAUACUUUCAUGUGUGACAAUUUCGGCAAUAAAAUUAACGCAUUACAGUCAAAUAUUACCGUACUAAGGACAUCUGGUCAAAUCUCUAAAGAAAACAUAGAGGAUAUUAUAAAUAAAUUCAGGAUUCUAUACAAGACAGUAGAUUGGGACAGCAUACGAAGGGAUUCAACUUCAUACAAGAACCUAAUCAACAAAAUAAAUCGUAUCGAGGAAGAAUAUAAUAUUAAAUUAAUUGAUCUAUAA